AUGUCGACUACAACCGAAGUUGGAACUAUUCAAGACACCCGAAAUGGGUCCAACACGCAACCCGAAGCGCCAGCAUACAAUCAAAAAUCUGCCAUCGAGGCCAUUUCACAAGGAGCGACAAUUGCAGGUAUCCCGUCGUUCACAUCAAUGGAUAAGAAGCGACGGUGGAUGCUAGAGCACAUGGCGGGCGCUUUCAGAGUCUUUGGCCGAAAGGGCUACGCCGAGGGUAUGAGUGGCCAUAUCUCGCUCCGAGACCCAGAGCACCCUGACAGCUUUUGGACGAACCCGCUGGGACUGCACUUCUCCCAAGUCAAGGUAUCUGACCUCAUUCUUCUUGGCUCUAACGGAUCUGCCAUUGGGGGCAACCGAUCACGCCCGGCAAACGCGGCAGGGUUCCAGAUCCACGGCGCAAUUCACAGGAUGUAUCCCCAUGUGAAUGCAGCGUGCCAUGCCCAUUCCGUCAAUGGUAAAGCUUGGUCAACCUUUGCCCAACCACUCGAGAUGAUCAAUCAAGAUUCCGCCAUGUUCUAUGGGGAGGCACAGGCCGUCUACCCAGAAUUCGGAGGGGUCGUGUUGGACCCGGCAGAGAGUGUCCGCCUUGCAAGCAGCCUUGGGCCAAAUGGAAAGCUUUUGAUCCUCCGCAAUCAUGGCUUGUUGACCGCCGGACAGACGGUCGAUGAGGCCGCCUACCUCUUCACCCUUGCGGAGAGAAGCUGUGAAAUUCAGCUCAAGACCGAGGCUGCUGCCGCCAAUGGAAUGAAGAAGAUGAUCAUAGACAAAGAGGCAGCUGAGUACACCUUCAAGAUGACCAGCGACCCGGAGGCGCUUUACGUCGAAUUCCAGCCCGACUAUGAGUUGGAGAGAGAACUCACUGAUGGUGCUUUCCUGAAGUAG
This is a messenger RNA of Cladophialophora psammophila CBS 110553, 894 nucleotides long. RefSeq names its product L-fuculose-phosphate aldolase. Gene Ontology annotation, molecular function: actin filament binding. NCBI's taxonomy places the organism in Eukaryota, Fungi, Ascomycota, Eurotiomycetes, Chaetothyriales, Herpotrichiellaceae. Bases 1 to 894 code for a protein of 297 amino acids. The record is from RefSeq and is a predicted model, not a curated record. The transcript has 3 exons. Gene Ontology annotation, cellular component: cytoskeleton.